AUGCAUCUCCAAGAAUUGCCUUUUUCACUUGGGAAGCAGCUCGUGGAGUUUAUGGUUUAUGACCUUUGGGAUGCUGGGGUACAACUAGGUGUUGGCAGGCACUGUCAAGGAUGCAAUUUGGGCAUGGAAAGGUAUUGUGAGGAAAGACCUUUAUUGUUAAGCAAUGCUGGAAUGGGUGCUAACCUGUGCACUUAUUAUCGGAAGUCAGGCCCAGGUGAUCAAGGUGGCAACUUGUUCAAUGGAAACAACAGUUUGGGGAAUAUUUUGAUUCUUGAACCUGGCGAGAAAUCCCCUUUCCUAGGAGAUAUAAGGGCUGGUUGCAGCCAGUCAUCUCUUGAAACAAACAUGUACAAAGCACCCAUAUUUCCACAUAAAGUGCCAUCAACUGAUUAUUUGUUGGUUAGAUCUGCAAAAGGAAAGCUUUCCAUUAGACGUAUUGACAAGAUAGCCGUUGUUGGACAACAGGAACCCCUGAUGGAGGUAAUGUCUCCUGCAUCAAAGAAUCUUCAAACGUAUAUGGUGAACAGGAUGUUGGUCUAUGUUUACCGUGAGUUUGCAAAGGGGGGCUUGCAUCCAUCAAUUGGUGUAGAUGAGUUGUCUUUGCAAUUUAAUAACCUUUCUGAAGCAAUUAUCAGGAAGAAGAUGAAGGAGUGUGCAUCUUUGCGGAAGGACAGGUGGUACAUGAAGUCUGAUUUUACCAUUCCAUCAGAAAAUGAAUUGAGAAAGAUGGUGACUCCAGAGCAUGUGUGUGCCUAUGAAAGUAUGCAAGCUGGUCUUUACCGGCUCAAACAUUUAGGAAUUACACGGUUGACACUUCCUACAAGUAUCUCAUCUGCAAUGACCCAAAUUCCUGAUGAAGCUAUUGCUCUUGCUGCUGCAUCUCAUAUCGAGAGGGAACUGCAGAUAACCCCGUGGAACCUGAGCAGUAAUUUUGUAUCAUGUAUGAACCAGGACAGAGGAAAUAUUGAACGCUUGGAAAUAACGGGUGUUGGUGAUCCAUCUGGUCGGGGUCUGGGAUUUAGCUAUGUCCGAGCUGCUCCAAAGGCGCCAAUUCCUGGUGCACUCUCAAAGAAAAAAACAGCUCCUGGUCGUGGGGGCACCACGGUUACUGGAACAGAUGCUGAUCUUCGUAGGCUGAGCAUGGAGGCUGCUAGGGAGGUUCUUCUCAAGUUCAAUGUUCCUGAGGAACUAAUUGCGAAACAAACUAGGUGGCAUCGAAUAGCUAUGAUCCGCAAACUGUCAAGUGAGCAAGCGGCAUCUGGUGUAAAGGUUGAUCCAACAACUAUAAGCAAGUAUGCCCGUGGACAGAGAAUGUCAUUUCUGCAACUGCAGCAGCAGACCAGAGAAAAAUGUGAGGAGAUAUGGGAUCGGCAAGUUCAGUCCCUUUCAGCCGUUAAUCGUGAUGAAAAUGAAAGUGACUCUGAGGCAAACAGUGACCUGGAUUCCUUUGCUGGGGAUCUAGAGAAUUUGCUUGAUGCAGAGGAAUGUGAGGAAGGAGAAGAGGGUAACUACUCAUCCAAGCAUGACAAAUUAGAUGGUGUUAAGGGGCUUAAGAUGCGGAGGCGUCCAUCCCAAGUUCAGGUGGAAGAGGAAAUCGAAGAUGAAGCAGCUGAGGCAGCUGAAUUGUGCAGGUUGCUCAUUGAUGAUGAUGACGAGCAGAGAAAAAAGAAGAAGAAAAAGGCUAAAACCCUGGCUGGAAAAGUGGGUUUUGCUUCUAGUUUGCGAACUAGUACAGGUCAAGAUAUGACAGACCGUAUGAAGAGAACAAAUGCAAUAGCCAAAAAAAUCAUUAAUACUGCUCCACCAGAUGGAUUCUGCACCCAAGAUAAGAAUACUGUUAUGGACCCCAUGGAUGUGGAAAGCUCAAUGCUUAAAUGUAGCAUGUCCGGAAAAGAGAAAGCAAUAAAGAAGAAUGGCAUCUUAGCUAUUGGACAACUCAAGAAAGUCAAAAUACUUGGAGACAAGGUCAAGAUGUUUAAGGUAAAGAAAUCAGCAAGGGAGAGUUUUGUCUGUGGAGCCUGUGGUCAGCUUGGACAUAUGAGGACAAACAAGAACUGCCCGAAGUAUGGAGAAGAUACAGAAGCACAAGUGGACUCAACAGAUUUGGAGAAGCCUUCUGCAAAGCCCAGUCCACUGGAUCCAUCAGCUCAAUUGCAGUCAAAAGUAAUGAAGAAGAAGCUUGUAUCUAAAAGUGCUACAAAAAUUGCUGUUGUUGAAGUUUCUGGGGCUGAAAAUUCUAAUUCAAAGGCAAAGGUGCUUCCACUGAAGUUCAGAUGUGGGCCUGCUGACAAGCAAUUUGAUAAAGUUGCUCUCGGAGCGUCGCAAAGUUCUGACCAAACUGUCACACCUGAUGUUGAAACUGGGAGUAAGUCUGUCGCCAAGGUCAGCAAAAUCAUAAUUUCAAGCAGAGCAAAACCUGAAGAAGUGCAGGUCCAGUCUGAUAGGUCAUGGCCUCCGGUGGAUACUGAUAGAAGUCAAGUCGACUCUCAUAAACUGCCUCUCUUGAUUAGGCCUCUUGUAAACAGAGAGAGAGAGCAGGUUGAAUCUCAUAAACACUCUCUUGUGAUACGUCCACCAAUGAAAAAGGAUAAGGACCAGCCUAAGAAGAAAAUUAUUAUCAAAAGACCUAAAGAGGUUAACGAUCACGAUCAUGAUCAGAAUAGUCAAGAUGGAAGCCCUCAGCUUGAACACAGGAAAACUAAAAGAAUAGUUGAGCUAUCAGGUUUCCAGAGGCAGGGGAAGCUGGAGAACUUGAAAUUUACGGAAGAAUCAUCAAAGCGGAAAGCUAGAGAGGAGAGAAGAUGGUGGGAGGAGGAAGAGAAGAGGAGACAUGCAGAGAGAGAGGAGAGGGAAAGGAUGUUAUAUGAGGAGGAAAUCAGGGUUUUAGAAGCGGGAAAGGUUUCAGAAAUCAAAAGAUAUGAAGAUGCUAUUAGGAAAGAGAGGGAGGAAGAGGAGCGGCAGAAAGUUAAGAAGAAGAAGAAGAAAAAGAAAAAAAAGCCUGAAAUUGGAGACGACUACUUAAAUGACUACCGGGCAAGAAGAAAUGACAGAAGAAUGCCAGAAAGAGACUGGAGUGUUAAAAGACGGCCUGUUGUUGAGGUGGGUCGGUAUGGUGCAGAGUAUGCCCCUCCAACAAAGCGGCGAAGAGGUGGAGAGGUUGGUUUGGCAAAUAUCUUGGAACGCAUUGUAGAGACCCUAAGAGACAAUACAGAUGUCUCGCUUCUGUUUCUAAAACCUGUUACCAAGAAAGAGGCUCCAGACUACUUGGAUGUGAUAGAGCGCCCAAUGGAUCUGUCGACAAUCAGAGACAAGGUGAGGAGGAUGGAAUACAAGAACCGGGAUGAGUUCAGACAUGACGUAUGGCAGAUUGCAUACAAUGCCCAUACGUACAAUGAUAGGCGUAAUCCUGGAAUCCCUCCACUUGCAGAUCAGCUUUUGGAGCUUUGUGACUAUCUGUUGGAUGAGAAUCAUGAUAGUUUGUAUGAAGCUGAAGCUGGUAUAGAAUCCAGGGGUUGAAAAUGUUGCCAAAUUGUUACUAUUGUUGUUAUAUGGCUACAGCAGUAAGCGGCCUGUUUCUUUCUUGUAUAGGACAUGUGGAAUCUGCAUGAUUUGUUCUAAAAAUCAAUUGGGGAUGUGUGAAGGAAUUAAAAAAAAAAAAGAAAAUUGGAAAAGAAAGAGAGAGAAGAUUGUGGUUACAUCCCUUUCGUUGUAUAUUUGUACUAAUCAGAUUGUAAAUAUUAAUUCCAUUAAAAAAUAAAUUAGCGUA
Molecule: messenger RNA, 3766 nt
Organism: Carica papaya (papaya)
Lineage: Eukaryota; Viridiplantae; Streptophyta; Magnoliopsida; Brassicales; Caricaceae
Source: RefSeq, a predicted model, not a curated record